Numida meleagris (helmeted guineafowl) is the source of this 3538-nucleotide messenger RNA. RefSeq names its product mitogen-activated protein kinase 15-like. The record is from RefSeq and is a predicted model, not a curated record. NCBI's taxonomy places the organism in Eukaryota, Metazoa, Chordata, Aves, Galliformes, Numididae.
AGAUGAUUCUUGAAAAGAAAGUGAACAGCCGUCCAAAGGAGCAAAUGCAGAGAGAAGACAUUCAGUUAAGUCAGUCUCAACCCAGACCCUUUUUGCCAUAUUCCAAUUCUGCGACUUUAACCACCAGGAAAAGCCAGAGAGCACCAACACCGCCUCUCCUAAAGCAUCCACACACGCAUGCUGGAGCUACAGCUCAUGUCCAGCCAGAAGUAUCCAGCCAGAGUGAAGACGGAGCGAGAUCUCUAUGUCAGAGAUCGAGGAUCAGUGUGAUCUACAACCCCAUAACACACUCUACUGUUCAAACAGGUAAUGCAAAUUCUGGUGCUGUGAUCAGGAACUAUUCUGCACCACCUCCGCAACAGGCAAGAACCGCCAGCAAUGGGAAACCGAGGAGACAAAAUACACGGGCAAAUGCAAACACUCAGCUACUUCCUACAAGUGUACAGAACCUUUGUAAUAAUCCAAGAAAUACUCAGUUUCACAGCAAAGAUGUUCACCCCCUUCUGAAAUCCAGUAAAAAGAUGUUCCAUAUUACUGCAAAUGUGGGAGCUGCUGGUGAUCCAAAAGCAUCAAUGGGCAGUUACUCUCAGGCCUAUGGAACCAUAUGUCAGUCUGCACUGCAGAGUCUUCCAAUAUCAAAUUCCUCCCAGCAACAUGAGUAGCAAAUAUGGAAGAGUUCUAACCAGGUCUCAUGCGUCCCCUGACUCCACCAGGAACAGCAAGUGAGAGCUAAAUAUAAAAGGCAUUUGAUCGUCGCCCCAGCCAAAGAGAAAUGCCGUAUUCAUUGCUUGGGACAACGUACUACCUUCCUCGGGACAAACCAGCAGGGAAAAGAAAUGAAUCCUUUUACCUUCCAGUCUUCCCAGCACAGCAUUAUUUGCUCCCAUACCAUCACAGUUCUGUCCACAGUCCUUACUUCCAUUACUGCAAAAAAUUACAGAAAGCUGCGACGUUCUGAUACUUGACUGUCUUUACACAUAUUCAGAUUUCUUCAGUAGGUUCAGAUGUACUGCCUAAAUCCAGACCUUUUUUGUGCAGAAAAAGUAACCAUCUAUUUCCUGAAGACCAAGACCGAACUCCUCACAGAUAAUGUUAAAGCCCUUCAUUUUGUAUUACACUAAUUUGUAUACGACUCUUUCAGGGCAAGUGAAUGAACCUGAACAAACACAAUCAAUGAUGAUUACUUUCAACAAAAUCAAGUAGAAAAGCAUUUUACAUAUGGGUGGGCUCUGAUACAAGACUUAGUACUAUACCUACCAUGUAUUAAUAAUGUAUGUUGUAAGUACUGCAAUAAUAAAUCUUCUGUGUUGCCCUACAGAAAAAAGUUUAUAGUUUAGUGGAUGUUUGCAGUCUUUUAAAGGGGGAAAGAUACAAGGGAUGUCUUGUUCAACACAUCAGACGAUGGUAACUUUUUUUCUUUCAGAAAGCAAGAGAUGCUAUUGCUGCAACAUCAUGAAGCUGUCACUAGGCAGCAGUGGGACUAUACUGUCACAUUGCAUGGUUCUCACUGGUCCUUUACAUAUAGUCAAUUUUGAAACUUUUCCUGGUUAAAAGCUGAUUUUUUAUACAUUCUUCUUAUUUAAUUUCUACAGGUCUCUGUCCCUGAAAUUUUACUUCACUUGUGAAAAUUUAGUGCUAUUCCAGAGCUUUGGAACUAUGGUUAAAGAGGGAAUUCAAACAUUAAACUGCAAAAUGUGAGUACUGCUGCCAUUGAUAGCUUGUCCAUUUUAUUUUUAGUACCUAAACACCAAAGCCUGUAGUUAAAUUAAAAAGAAAGCAGCACAUUUAUUUCUGGUAUCCAGUCUGGUCACAUAAGUCUGGUAGGGGGUUGGAAAUGCAGCUCACAGGGAAGUCCUGUUUUCUCCUGGUGUAUUCAUAAACUAGGCAUGUCCUGCCUAUCUCAGGAACAGUUAGAAAUAGUAAAGGGCAGUGACAGGGUUGUGCAGGGAGCACCCUGCAGUGUGUUGACCCUUGUAGUCUAAGAUGCCAGUUCUCAUUUGCUGAAAGAGGAGGCUGGUGCUUAUUUUAGGGUUGCGAGUCCACUGAAACGGUAGCACCUAGCGGUUUGAUGCUACAAUGAAACAUCUCAUAGGUCUUUUCCAACCUUGGUGAUUCCAUGAUUCCAUGAUCUAACGCUCUCUGUGAACUAGUCUCAGGCUGAGAAAUGAUGGACUAUAACACAAGCUUUGUAACAGUCUUAAAAUGGCUUUUGUUAUUACCAACUGAAUUAUUCAGCUCACAGGAGAAAGACUUAGGGGUCCUGAUGGAUGAAAGCUGGACAUGAGCCAGCAGCUUGCGGCCCAGAAGGCCAACUGCAUCCUGGGCCUCAUCAACAGAACCGUGGCAGUGGGGCAGGGUGGGGAUUGUCCCCCUCCACUCUGCCCUUGUGAGGCCCCAUUUGGAGUGCUGCAUCCUGGCCUGGGGCCCCCAGUACAGAGAAAUGUGAGGCUGUGGGAGCAGGGCCAGAGGAGGGCACAGGGUUGCUCAGAGCCUGCAGUACCUCUACUAUGGAGAAAGGCUGAGGGAGCUGGAGGUGUUCAGCUCGGAGGGGAGAAGGCUCCGGGGAGACCUCACUGCAGCCUUCCAGUGCCUGAAGGGAACCGAUGAACAGGAGGAGGACUGAUGUUUUACGUGGCCUGAUAGUUACAGGACAAGGGCGAGAUUUAGAUUAGAUAUUAGGAGGAAAAUUGUUACUCAGAGGCAGUGAGGCCCUGGCACUGGGGGUAGCCCAUCCCUGGAGGUGCCCGAGGCCGUGGAUGAGGCCCUGGGCAGCCUGAGCUGGUGGGGGGCACCCAGCCUGUGGCAGGGGGUUGGAACUGAUUAAUCUGUAAGGUUCCCUCCAACCUAAGCCAUCCUAUGACAAUGAUUCAUUCAGCAAUAUUUGCAUAUAACCCACAACAGCUGCUAAUCAACUUAGCACUUAAAGAGAUGAGUCACUCUAGCUCUGGUCAGGGACAUACUUGUACACUGAACACAGCGUGAUAAAAUUCUACCAACCUAAGCAACUAAAGCAAAAUUCUAACAUGAUUGUGUAAUCUGCCACUACAGAAAUAAUUAGAUUUCCACCAUCUCUUACAGAAUGAUAUCGGAGCAGGUAGCUUGGGGAAAGGCUGGGGAAGUAAGAAACUAUUUGAAUUACACAAAACGGGGCUAGCGUAUGUCACAUAUAGUAUGUGUGUAUGUAUACAUAUAUAAUAGGAUAUAAAACUAUGUAGAGGAUAGAGCAUGGUUAAGCUCUAUCUGUAUCAUCUGACAGAGAACAAGUGUUGUAAUCACUGCAGUCCAUCUUGGGACUCCUCAGGAAGAAGAUCUGAUUCUGUACUAAAAUGAUGUAUGUGUACAGCAAUGAUUUAUGAAUGUGUACCUACGUAACUGAUUGCAGUUUCUUUCUGAAAUAGUACACAUUGGUAUCAUAUGGAAUAUGAGUAAGAAACCCACUUCAGCUUUUUUUCCAAUUUUGACUAGCUCUUCCCUACUUUUUCCUCUCAAGUUUACUUCUAGGUUGAAUUUCUUACAUUAAAAUGAUAAAUUCCCAUGA